AGAAGUGCAGAUUUCAGAAGGUAGCAGAGAUGUCGAAUGUUUCAAGUUUGAAUAUCAAAAUCAAAGUAAGAUCUCAGUUUUUAUCUCCGGGUGUCAAGUAUGGAGUUCAUCUAGUCUUUAAAAUUUGUGGCCCGAGAAAAUUUUUGAGUAAAUUUUUGUAUGUGAACUUAACAUAUAAAAUGGGGAAUGAAACCUUCCAUGCAUAUUUUGCAACAUGGAGAGAUGAAGAGUGGAUGACAAUUGAAUUGUUCCGAUUUUUGAAUAACAAGAAAAACACCAAGUUUGAGGCUCUUCUAGAGAGCUUUUCGCAAUACUAUUGUGGAAGUGGUGCCAUCUAUGUUGAAGGUCUUGAAUUUCGAGUCAUUCACAGUGUGAAACAUGAAGAAACUGAAACUACUGAAAAUGUUCAACAAUCCCUGAAAUCAAACUCAAACAAGGAUGACGUGCAACAACCACAAGAUGAUCAUGUGAUGCUUAAGAGAACUGAAGAUGAUGGCAAGUCAACAAAGUUUAUAACACUACACGAAGUGAACCGAAAGAACUAUCUUAUGCUUUCAGCAAAGGAAGUUUUAUACGACUCUUCAAAUGUCAAGCUUUUUCAUUUGAAAGCCUCAUCCCAGUCCAGAUUUCAAGAAGUGGUUGAGCUUCAACCGCAACAAGUUUUCCGAAUCUAUUGCAAGAUUAAAACUCAAAUGUUGUCACGAGAUACAAACUAUUCUUGUUACCUUAUUUUCAAGCUUUCAGAAAAAUGUCUCGGACUGCAUUGUCCAGUGAAAGUACGAAAUUUACUCCAUAGAAAAAACAAAGAGGCUAAAAAUGUUUAUUUUAGAUCCCCAAGCCCAUGGAAUUUGCAUGAUAUCGACUGCGUUCCAAAACAAAGGGAAGAUGGAUGGAUGGAGGUUAAUUUGUGGAAGUUUAGCUCAAUCAAUGAACUUAAAAAUGAUUGUAUCCCUGUUAAUCUGAAAUUGAUAUGCUAUGAAGGAACUAUGUCACACCUCAUUGUAUGUGGCCUCGAGUUUAGGCCAAUGUAAGAAUAUUUAUAUGAGAAAUUCUCUUGAUUUGCGAUUGUCAAUCCCAUAGAUUAAUCAACAAUUUAUAUUCUCAUUUAUACA
This is a messenger RNA of Erigeron canadensis, 1112 nucleotides long. Its product is annotated as F-box protein At2g02240-like. The transcript is spliced from 4 exons. Bases 30 to 1031 code for a protein of 333 amino acids. The record is from RefSeq and is a predicted model, not a curated record. NCBI's taxonomy places the organism in Eukaryota, Viridiplantae, Streptophyta, Magnoliopsida, Asterales, Asteraceae.